AUGGAGGAAGAGGACGUCGCUCUGUACGAGACGCUUGGCCUGGAUCCAGAUGCUACUGACGUCCUGACAUUGACGGACCGCGAUAUAUCGCGCGCCUAUCGAAAAGCGGCGCUGAAAUGGCAUCCCGACAAGAACCAAGGUGACGCGCAAGCUGCAACCAAGUUUUCGGAGGUCUUUAGUGCCUACGAAACGCUUACCUCCCCACCAGAACGCGCCAAGAUUGACGCCGCUAUCAGAGCUGUUCGCAGUCGCCGCGAGCGCUUCCAAAAACUCGACGAAAGUCGAAAGCAGCUUAAGAGUGAACUGUAUCGUAGGGAGGCUGAAGCUAAUGCUACCGCAAAGCAAAAAGUCAAUUUGAAUAAUGCCGCCCUUAAGCGAAUGCAGAGGGAGAUUGAGCGUUUGAGGCAGGAGGCGUUAAGACCAGACGCGAUGGCUAAGCCACACCCCGCCAGAAAACCGAGGUACAAGCCCGAAAGCAGCAGCAGUGCCGGAGAGUGGGCAAACGUAGUCGGCUAUGAAGAAUUCCGUUCUCCUUCGUCAAGCGGAAAUAAUAUUGACUUCGACAUUUUUGAACAGGCUGUCUUGUCGGGAACAAAUCCGUAG
Molecule: messenger RNA, 603 nt
Organism: Chondrus crispus (carragheen)
Lineage: Eukaryota; Rhodophyta; Florideophyceae; Gigartinales; Gigartinaceae
Exons: 1
Coding region: 1-603 (200 amino acids)
Biological process (GO): spliceosomal complex disassembly
Cellular component (GO): spliceosomal complex
Source: RefSeq, a predicted model, not a curated record